ACAAAAAUAGUUACAUUUUCAAGGAAAACAAUUUUCUAAAUAUCUUUCUUCAUUGUAUAGGUGGGGAUACACAAGAAAAAAAAUUGUUACUUUAGGGAAACUAUGUCUUCUACAGGACUAUUGUUAAAUGCUCAAAAUGACUAUGUGGUGAUAAAUAAUGGAGUUGUGGAAAUAACUUGGACAAAUCCAGGAGGAAUUAUCAAAGGGAUAAAGUACAAGGGAAUUGACAACUUGUUGGAAGAAAAGAAUAAAGAUUUGAAUGGAGGGUUUUGGGACCUUAAUUGGAGCGAGCCGAGUAGUACAAAAACAAGGGGAAAGUUUGAUACGAUACAAGGGACAGCUUUGCAAGUUAUAGUGGAAAAUGAGGAGCAAAUUGAGCUUUCAUUCACAAGAAUGUGGAGUCCAGAAGUCCAGGGUGAACAAGCUCCUUUGUAUAUUGAUAGGAGGUUCUUGUUGAAUUUAGAUUUUUUUCUUCUAAUCGUUUGAGUAUAAUUCGUCA
Messenger RNA from Solanum stenotomum, 499 nucleotides. RefSeq lists its product as uncharacterized. The record is from RefSeq and is a predicted model, not a curated record. The transcript has 4 exons. NCBI's taxonomy places the organism in Eukaryota, Viridiplantae, Streptophyta, Magnoliopsida, Solanales, Solanaceae. Bases 103 to 486 code for a protein of 127 amino acids.